Molecule: messenger RNA, 3289 nt
Organism: Choloepus didactylus (southern two-toed sloth)
Lineage: Eukaryota; Metazoa; Chordata; Mammalia; Pilosa; Megalonychidae
Gene: KAT2A
Product: lysine acetyltransferase 2A
Exons: 19
Coding region: 71-2731 (886 amino acids)
Biological process (GO): chromatin remodeling; positive regulation of transcription by RNA polymerase II
Cellular component (GO): histone acetyltransferase complex; nucleus
Molecular function (GO): protein binding; histone H3 acetyltransferase activity
Source: RefSeq, a predicted model, not a curated record
ACUGAGCGCCGGUUGCCCAUGCGGCCCUAGGGCUGGGAGCGCCGCGCCGCGCUCCGCUGCGGGGGAGGCCAUGGCGGAAGCUUCCCAGGCCCCGACCGCGACCCUGGUUGCGCAGCCCCGUCCCCUUCAGUCCCCAGCCCCUGCCCCAACUCCUACUCCUGCCCCCAGCUCGGCUUCGGCUCCAGUUCCCACCCCGGCACCAGCCCCCGUCUCAGCUGCAGCCCCAGCCGGGAGCACAGGGACUGGGGGGACUGGAGUAGGAAGUGGGGGGACCGGGAGCGGGGGGGAUCCGGCUCGACCUGGCCUGAGCCAGCAGCAACGUGCCAGCCAGAGGAAAGCGCAAGUCCGGGGGCUGCCGCGCGCCAAGAAGCUUGAGAAGCUAGGGGUCUUCUCUGCUUGCAAGGCCAAUGAGACCUGCAAGUGUAAUGGCUGGAAAAACCCCAAGCCCCCCACGGCACCCCGCAUGGACCUGCAGCAGCCAGCCGCCAACCUGAGUGAGCUGUGCCGCAGCUGUGAGCAUCCCUUGGCGGACCACGUGUCCCACCUGGAGAAUGUGUCCGAGGAUGAGAUUAACCGGCUGCUGGGGAUGGUGGUAGAUGUGGAGAACCUGUUCAUGUCUGUUCACAAGGAGGAGGACACGGACACCAAGCAGGUGUAUUUCUACCUCUUCAAGCUCCUGCGGAAAUGCAUCCUGCAGAUGACACGGCCUGUGGUGGAGGGGUCCCUGGGCAGUCCCCCAUUUGAGAAGCCUAAUAUUGAGCAGGGCGUGCUGAACUUUGUGCAGUACAAGUUCAGCCACCUGGCUCCCCGGGAGCGGCAGACGAUGUUCGAGCUCUCAAAGAUGUUCCUGCUCUGCCUUAACUACUGGAAGCUUGAGACGCCAGCCCAGUUUCGGCAGAGGUCCCAGGCUGAGGACGUGGCCACCUACAAGGUCAAUUACACCAGAUGGCUCUGUUACUGCCACGUGCCCCAGAGCUGCGACAGCCUCCCCCGCUAUGAGACCACUCAUGUCUUUGGGCGAAGCCUCCUCCGCUCCAUCUUCACCGUUACCCGCCGGCAGCUGCUAGAGAAGUUCCGAGUGGAGAAGGACAAGCUGGUACCCGAGAAGAGGACCCUGAUCCUCACCCACUUCCCCAAGAUAGACAUUAUUCAUUGUUUCCCACGGGGCCUGGACACAGCCUCAGAGUCCUUCCCACCACAGCACUCCAAGAAACCAGAGCUUACACCUGAGGGCUCCACUCUUGGCUGGAGGGACAGAGCUGUGGGACAGACUAUGCCCUCCCGCAGAUUCCUGUCCAUGCUGGAGGAGGAGAUCUAUGGGGCCAGCUCACCCAUCUGGGAGUCAGGCUUCACCAUGCCACCCUCAGAGGGAACACAGCUGGUGCCCAGGCCGGCCACGGUCAGUGCGGCAGUUGUUCCCAGCGCCCCCAUUUUCAGCCCCACCAUGGGUGGGGGCAGCAACAGCUCCCUGAGCCUGGAUUCUGGAGGGGCUGAACCCAUGCCAGCAGGUGAGAAGAGGAAGCUCCCAGAGAACCUGACCCUGGAGGAUGCCAAGCGGCUCCGUGUGAUGGGCGACAUCCCCAUGGAGCUGGUCAACGAGGUCAUGCUGACCAUCACUGACCCUGCCGCCAUGCUGGGGCCCGAGACCAGCCUGCUGUCAGCCAACGCGGCCCGGGAUGAGACAGCCCGCCUGGAGGAGCGCCGCGGCAUCAUUGAGUUCCACGUCAUCGGCAACUCGCUGACGCCCAAGGCCAAUCGGCGGGUGUUGCUCUGGCUCGUGGGGCUGCAGAACGUCUUCUCCCACCAGCUGCCGCGCAUGCCCAAGGAGUAUAUCGCCCGCCUCGUCUUUGACCCGAAGCACAAGACCCUGGCCUUGAUCAAGGACGGGCGGGUCAUCGGUGGGAUCUGCUUCCGCAUGUUUCCCACCCAGGGCUUCACCGAGAUUGUCUUCUGUGCAGUCACCUCAAAUGAGCAGGUCAAGGGCUAUGGCACUCACCUGAUGAACCACCUGAAGGAGUAUCACAUCAAACACAACAUUCUCUACUUCCUCACCUACGCCGACGAGUACGCCAUUGGCUACUUCAAAAAGCAGGGCUUCUCCAAGGACAUCAAGGUUCCUAAGAGCCGCUACCUGGGCUACAUCAAGGACUAUGAGGGCGCAACCCUGAUGGAGUGUGAGCUGAAUCCCCGGAUCCCCUACACAGAGCUGUCCCACAUCAUCAAGAAGCAGAAGGAGAUCAUCAAGAAGUUGAUAGAGCGCAAACAGGCCCAGAUCCGCAAGGUCUACCCCGGGCUCAGCUGCUUCAAGGAGGGUGUGAGGCAGAUCCCUGUGGAGAGUGUCCCUGGCAUCCGAGAGACAGGCUGGAAGCCGUUAGGGAAGGAGAAGGGGAAGGAGCUGAAGGACCCUGACCAGCUCUACACAACCCUCAAAAACCUGCUGGCCCAGAUCAAGUCACACCCCAGUGCCUGGCCCUUCAUGGAGCCUGUGAAGAAGUCGGAGGCCCCUGACUACUAUGAGGUCAUCCGCUUCCCCAUUGACCUGAAGACCAUGACGGAGCGGCUGCGCAGCCGCUACUAUGUGACCCGGAAGCUCUUUGUGGCUGACCUGCAGCGAGUCAUCGCCAACUGCCGCGAGUACAACCCCCCAGACAGCGAGUACUGCCGCUGCGCCAGUGCCCUGGAGAAAUUCUUCUACUUCAAGCUCAAGGAGGGGGGGCUCAUUGACAAGUAGACCCCGGCUUCGGCAGGCAGCCCUGACCCAGGGAUCCUGCAGCCUCGGAUUCUUCUUUGGCACCUGGGGGUCCCCUGGCCCCAGGCCCCUGACUCUCAGCUUGAGACACUCCAGUCAGCGCCCCCCUGCAGCCCCUGCUCCUACCACCCUUUUUGGACCCUCAGGCACCCCCAAGCCUGCAGCUGUGUCCCUCCCUUCAUUGUGUCUCACCUUGGGGUGGGGUCUCCUGGUCUGGGGCCCCGCCCCUCUUGUGUAGUGGGGGCAGAGGACGUACCCUGCCCAGCUGCGGUAGCCCCCAGACCUGGUCCCCACAGAGCUCUGGAGUCUGAAUUCAGAGCCUGGCUCAGGUCAGCUGUUUCCUCAAGGGCUAAGACAGCUAAUUUUAGUUUGGGUAAGUGGGCUUCAGGUGUUGGAAAUUGCACCCUGACUGAAGGAGCCAUGCCUCCCCUUGCACUGUCACCUGUCAGUCUGUCCCUCAGAGGUGGGGGGCAGGGGGAUUACCCAUUCCCUGGAUUUAUUCUGUUGAAGGGAACAAUAAAGGUUGUUUUUUUUUUUUUU